This is a messenger RNA of Cavenderia fasciculata, 2934 nucleotides long. RefSeq lists its product as uncharacterized. The record is from RefSeq and is a predicted model, not a curated record. NCBI's taxonomy places the organism in Eukaryota, Evosea, Eumycetozoa, Acytosteliales, Cavenderiaceae. Bases 1 to 2934 code for a protein of 977 amino acids. Gene Ontology annotation, cellular component: nucleus. The transcript is spliced from 6 exons.
AUGGGACAAAAGAAUAGAAAGACAAGUCAACCAUCAUUGGAUUUCACAAGAAAGAAACCAAAGUUGGGAAAGAAACCACCUCUUAAUCCAAAUUUAACAGUUACUACCUUUAAAUCGAAAACAUUACAUGUACCAGGACAAUCAUUAGGAGAUAAUAAAGAGAAUGAAUUAACAAAUCAUCGUAAUUUGACGUUAAAGGAUUUGUUGACCAAGAUGAAACAUUACAGUGACACUGUGAGAAAGGAGGCAGUGACAGGUUUAAGAGAUUUGAUUCGUCAACAUCCAGUGAUUGUAUCGAUGCAUACUGCAGCCAUUAUGAAUCGUGUGGUCGAGGUGGUCAAUGAUACCGACCGAAACGUUAGAACUGCAGUACACAACCUCAUCCCUCAUUUAUUGCCAUUGGUCGAUUCGGUCAUGAUGACACCUUUUAUCCCAUUGUUUACCAUUUAUAUCAGUGCAGGUAUGACACAUCUUCGUACCACUAUUCGUAUGGAUGCUCUACAUCUCUUUGAAAUGUUGAUGGACCACUAUCCACAACAAAUCACUCAACAAUGCAUUCAAAUGCUUCCCAACUAUAUGGAUCUCUUGAAACGUGUCACUAUCUCUAAUUCAAUGACAAUGACACUCUUACAAGCCAACAAAGCCCCCAACAAGGCAGUCUCUGUAAAGACACUGGCUCUCAACUCUCGUCUCCUUAUUCUUCGUUCCAUGUUCAAGUUGAUUCAACUCUUGGUGCCAACAGUCGACCAUUCCUAUGCCAACCUUAUGAACCGUAUCGAAUCGUCUGCUUCACGUGCCCAACAAUGGACUCCAGGCACCACCGCCGUUGCCAUCCCACCCGAUUUUUCAUCCUACAUUCAACAUCUCUCCAUCCCAGAUCUCUUUACCAAAAACAAUAUUACAGAAGGUCGUGUAUCCACCACCCUCACAACUACCUCAUCAUCUGGUGGUAUCAAGUUGUUAAAGAGAGGUACUGAAGAUCUUAAUCAACAACAAAAGUCUGAUGGUGGUUCAACCCAAGCAGACUCUUCCUCUUCUCUACCAGAAGUUGCAGAUAUCGUACAACUUAAACCAACAUUACUAAGAUCGUUUGAAGAGAGAUUAUUGAUGUUGCAAGUAAUCAUGCCAGUUUUAGUAGAUUGUUGGGUAGAAAUGGCACCAACCAACAUGACAAUCAGUUAUUCAAUCUUGGAAGACCAACAAUUACUCUUGAAUAUUCUUGUACGUCUCUUGGCUAGUUUGGAAGACUAUGAAAAGUUGAUGGCACAUCACAAAGAGAUUGCAAAUAUUCGUCGUGACUUUGAAAAGUACUUUGUUCCAAGAUUCCCAUUCGUCGUUGGGUCUCCAUCAAACCCAGACUCUCGUGAAUGGAUCAUGUCUGCCUCACUCAACAGUUCAAUCACCCAAAUCAUGACCUAUUUUGUCAGCAAACAACCAGCAUUUAUAAACUACCAAUCAUCGGCACGUGUCCCUCCACCACCCCUCCCAGAAUGGUUCAACAGUUAUUUGGAUUAUAUCGAAGAUGCUUUGGAAGGUGGAUUGGUUGCCGAAGAUAAACGUAUGCAACAAGGUCAAUUGGUUCGUAGUCACAUUUCUUCGAUGUUGUGGGUUGUCAUUUUGACACUUCCAGCCAUGUCAAAGGAUAGAAUGUCUAGUAUUCUUGGUUCAUUUAUCAAGUUUGAUGAAGCUUGUCAUCCAAACUCUACCAGUAAAAAGUCUUGUGUCUACUUUAUCAAACAAUUAAUCGAUAUGAAUUCAAUACUCCACUUUAAAGACAAGGUUUUAAAAGAUAUCGUUCAAUGGGGUCUUGCUUCUUUACCAAAAUUAUUAUGGAAACUUGGUAAUAAUGAUCCUUCAACUAGUUUAAUGAUUAUAAAUAUUUUAGCAUCAUUUGGUAAAGAUAAAACAAAAAAGACACAAUUUGAAUCUAUUCAAACAGCAUUGGUACCAUUCUUUUUCACAAUUACCAAACCUAAUGAAAAAUUCCCUCAAGGACGUCAAAUAUUUGGACCAUUUGUUACUCUACCAAAGAAUGUUCAAAUUGAAGCUAUCAAUUUAUUAUAUUAUUUCCAUCAAAUGGGAAUGUUAAUGAUUAGAUCUUUAAUUGCAAUUUGUAGAUCUGAAAAGGUUUCAAAUGAUGUUUUAGAUAUAUUAUUUGAUAUUGUUCAUUGCAAGAGAGAUGAAAUUGGUUUGGGUAAUUAUCUUGCAUUUAGUAUUGCAAUUGUUUUAUCAACAACUGAACAAGAAAAAGAAGAAGAAAAACCACAAGAAGAUGAAGAGGAACAAGACAAAAUGGAUGUUGUUGAAAUUAAACCAACAACACUGAAAAAAUCACCAAAAGAAAAGGAAAUGAUCAUGGAAAGAAUUUGUAGAAAUACAAAUAAUCUUAGACCCUCCAUAACCAUUAUCGAUCUUUUAAAUCCAAUUUCAACUACUCUUGUAAAUCAAUUAACAUCAUCAUUAGAAAAUAUUAAAAAUAAUUUAUUAUCAUUAAAUUAUUUAUUGAAAUUCAUUUAUUCAACAUUUGACAAUAGAAGAAACGACGAAUGGGAAGAAUUACCAAGUGAACUAAGUGAAAAGAAGGCUUUACCAUUGGUACUUUCUCAUUAUCUUUAUCAAACUAUAAACUCUGAACCAGAAUAUUUUGGUCUUGGUUUGAAAUUUAUUCACUUAAAUGGAAAUGGAAAAUUAUUAUUGGAAAUUAUUUCAAUUCUUAAAGAAAUAAUGAAAAAAGAAAAGAAUAUUGUUGGUAUUACAAGUAUUUGUAUUGAAAUAUUUAAAUCAAAGGAAUUAUUACCAGUUUUACAAGUAGUUCAAAAGUCAAUGGUCGAGUUUGUAAAAUCCAUAAAGUCACAAACUUUGGCACCAUCUGAAAAGUCAAUCGUUGAUCGCUUGGUAUCAGAGUGCAAUAUUAUUUAUAAUAUUAAUUUAUAA